Messenger RNA from Camelina sativa (false flax), 1170 nucleotides. The record is from RefSeq and is a predicted model, not a curated record. NCBI's taxonomy places the organism in Eukaryota, Viridiplantae, Streptophyta, Magnoliopsida, Brassicales, Brassicaceae.
AUGGCAUUCCCAGAACACUUUGUCAAGCUCAUCACUGAAUGCAUAACGUCUCCUACCUUUUCGGUUUGUGUCAAUGGUGAGAGUUGUGGUUAUUUUAAAGGGGCUAAGGGGUUGAGACAAGGAGAGUCUAUCUCCCCUUACUUGUUCACGAUUGCAAUGGACGUCUUCACACAAAUGCUGACUAGUAAAUUCAACACCAACCACAUUGGCUUCCAUCCCCAAGCGUCGAAUCCUCAAGUGCCUCUCCUGGCUUUUGCUGACGACAUAAUGAUUUUCUUUGAUGGUAAAAAGACUUCUCUGGAGAACAUCUCAACAGUGUUGCAGCAGUUCUCGAUUUUAUCUGGCCUUUCAAUGAACAAAGACAAGACAAAUCUCUACUUAGCAGGAGUGAACCAGGAUGAAACCUCACAGUUUCAUUCGCUUGGUUUCAACCUUGGUUCACUCCCUAUUCACUACCUUGGUUUACCCUUGAUACAUAGAAAGCUCCGGAUCUCAGAGUAUCGACCUCUAAUAGACAAAAUAACAGGCAAAUUUUCCUCUUGGACUGCGAGGGCCCUCUCUUUUCCAGGCAGAAAAGAAUUGAUAUCUUCUGUUAUCUAUGGAAUUAUCAAUUUAUGGGCAUCAGCUUUUAUUCUCCCCAAGGGAUGUGUGAAGAUAAUUGAGAGUCUAUGCACCAGGUUCUUGUGUUGUGGGGAUAUUUCUAAAAAGACACAUGCAAAAGUCGCUUGGUCAUCCUUAUGUUUACCUAAAGAAAAAGGUGGCCUAGGAUUUCGUAGCAUAAACCGAUGGAACAAAACUCUCUGUCUUAAGCUCAUAUGGCGACUGCUAACUGCCGGAGACUCCCUUUGGGCGGAUUGGCUACGAAACAACAAGAUCAAAGACGAAGUUUUCUGGCAAAUUGAUGCAGUGAAGCAAACCUCCUGGAUUUGUCGAACAAUCCUCCACCUGCGUUCUCUGGCCCUCAUUUUUCUUAGAUGUCAUGUGGGUAAUGGGCAGACAACAAGCUUUUGGAACAACUCGUGGACUCCAUUUGGACAUUUGUUGGAUUAUAUGGGGACAACGGGACCUUCUCAAACGGGUGUACCUCUCAGGGGAACUGUGGCACAAGCAUGCUCACCCAAUGGAUGGAUCAUCAGACCUACGAGAUCGCUGCAAGCUGAAGCCCUUUAG